Acomys russatus (golden spiny mouse) is the source of this 1806-nucleotide messenger RNA. RefSeq names its product ST8 alpha-N-acetyl-neuraminide alpha-2,8-sialyltransferase 3 (gene St8sia3). The record is from RefSeq and is a predicted model, not a curated record. Gene Ontology annotation, molecular function: alpha-N-acetylneuraminate alpha-2,8-sialyltransferase activity. The transcript is spliced from 4 exons. Gene Ontology annotation, biological process: oligosaccharide metabolic process; N-glycan processing. Bases 264 to 1406 code for a protein of 380 amino acids. Lineage: Eukaryota; Metazoa; Chordata; Mammalia; Rodentia; Muridae.
CCUCCAUCUUUCUGCUCAGCUCCGGGCCAAGCUUGCCCCUGCCCCGGGGUGGGGGUGGGGGCGGCUCCCGCUUCUCCCGGGGUUCCUUGUCGUUCCCCAUCCCCGAUCCUCCGAGACUCAAUUGCCUGGGUCCCCCCUCCCCCGCCACACACACUCACACGCGCCCGCGAGCACACACGCACGCACACACUCACACGCCAGCAGGCUGCUGGCCGCUCAAUGGACCGGUUUCCCUGGUUUCCCUGAACCCAGCUUAGCCCGGGAUGAGAAAUUGCAAAAUGGCCCGAAUCGCCAGUGUGCUAGGGCUGAUCAUGCUCAGCGUGGCCCUGCUGAUUUUAUCGCUUAUCAGCUACGUGUCCCUGAAAAAGGAGAACAUCUUUACCACUCCCAAGUACGCCAGCCCGGGGGCGCCCCGAAUGUACAUGUUCCACGCGGGAUUCCGGUCACAGUUUGCGCUGAAGUUCCUAGACCCGUCAUUUGUGCCCAUUACGAAUUCUCUCACCCAUGAACUCCAAGAGAAACCGCCUAAAUGGACAUUUAAUCGGACAGCGUUUUUGCAUCAAAGGCAAGAAAUUCUUCAGCAUGUCGAUGUAAUAAAAAAUUUUUCUUUGACCAAGAGUAGUGUUCGGAUUGGACAGCUGAUGCAUUAUGAUUAUUCCAGCCAUAAAUACGUCUUCUCUAUUAGCAAUAACUUCCGGUCCCUGCUCCCAGAUGUGUCACCCAUUAUGAAUAAGCGCUAUAAUAUUUGUGCUGUGGUUGGAAACAGUGGGAUCUUGACAGGGAGUCAGUGUGGACAAGAAAUUGAUAAAUCAGAUUUUGUUUUCCGAUGCAAUUUUGCCCCGACGGAGGCUUUCCAAAAAGAUGUUGGAAGGAAAACCAACCUUACGACCUUCAACCCCAGCAUCCUGGAAAAAUAUUACAACAAUCUUUUAACCAUCCAGGACCGUAACAACUUCUUCCUCAGUUUAAAAAAGCUCGAUGGGGCCAUUCUUUGGAUCCCUGCGUUUUUCUUCCACACUUCAGCAACUGUAACCAGAACACUAGUUGACUUUUUUGUUGAGCACAGAGGUCAGUUAAAGGUCCAGUUGGCUUGGCCUGGAAACAUAAUGCAACAUGUCAACAGGUACUGGAAAAACAAACACUUGUCACCCAAACGGCUGAGCACAGGUAUCCUUAUGUACACUCUGGCCUCUGCAAUAUGUGAAGAGAUCCACUUGUAUGGAUUCUGGCCUUUUGGAUUUGACCCCAACACCAGGGAGGAUCUUCCGUACCAUUACUAUGACAAGAAAGGAACCAAAUUCACCACCAAGUGGCAGGAGUCUCACCAGCUGCCUGCUGAGUUCCAGCUGCUGUAUCGAAUGCAUGGCGAAGGGCUCACCAAGCUCACUCUGUCACACUGUGCCUAAGAACUUCAGGUGGAAAGUGCCAAAUGGCCAUUUAAAAAGUGCCCCCAAACCAAAUUGAAUAGUUCCCAGAACAGAACCCCAGAGACAAUCUGGCAAAGCUUGCCUGCCACCCACAAGGAAAGACGUGUUCUCUUCCUCUUUUGCACUGCUCUUUGGAUGGUCUUAACAAACUUGGGAUGGGUGCAUUGAAGCCACAUGAUUCAGACUUGAUUGGUAAAGGUAAUAUUGCAUUUGGAAGUAUGCUGCACAGAGAAGGGUUUGAAAUGGUUCCAAGUUUGUAUUUUAAUAAUAAACUGACUCCCCUGUGGGUGAGGACCAUGGCUGUUGUCUCUUCAGCCCUACUCGAUACCAGUCCUCAUAACCAGAGUGCUCUGGUCAGCUUCAGUAGGAUCUCUUUUGC